This is a messenger RNA of Desarmillaria tabescens, 1590 nucleotides long. RefSeq lists its product as uncharacterized. The coding region runs from base 1 to 1146 and encodes 381 amino acids. The transcript has 5 exons. Lineage: Eukaryota; Fungi; Basidiomycota; Agaricomycetes; Agaricales; Physalacriaceae. The record is from RefSeq and is a predicted model, not a curated record. Gene Ontology annotation, molecular function: protein binding.
AUGCCCUUACAGAUGCCGAGCUGCAAGCUGAGUUCCUAUGUAUCACCAGAUGUUGAUUCUAAAGGAUUUACAAGCCCUCUCGCCUUGGAAAUUCUAUCACAGUGGGCGCUUAGCCAGGACCUGCUAAUUGCUGAAGUUGGUACUCAGCAGGUCAAUCCGUCACAAUGGCAUAAGCAUCCCACGAGGCACGAAGAAACAAGCCGCCAUCUCUUGACUGCCUACCAUCACCAGCAAAUGGACACCGAAAUACAACCAUCCCUCAUAACCACCACCGACGCCCCCUUCAACGAUCCCGCCGAUAAUGUUGAUCUCGUGAUCCGGACAGCCGAUAAUGUCGACUUCUUCGUCCUCAGCAUACUUCUAUCACUGCGAUCCCCAUCAUCGUUCUUUCGUCAGGUUUUUCAGGGAGGAAAUAAGCACACAGAGGAGAGAGACGGUCUUCCCGUCCUCGAAGUAACGGAGGAUAGUGACACAUUCCGAACCAUCCUCCUGUUCUGCUAUCCAUGCGCCGCCCCCGAGUUUAAGAGCGUCCAGAAAUUCCUGGCGGUGGGAGUGGCUCUGGAAAAGUACUGUAUGGAACGUGCUAUGGAGAGGUUCAUCCAAGCUGUGCUCGCGUCAUCCGUGAUUAGCGAGCAACCCUUGCGGGUAUUCGCUCUAGCAGUCGCCAACGGAUGGAAGGCGAUAGGAGAAGCCGCUGCCCGAAACACUCUUGCCAUGCCUCUCAAUUAUCAUACGCGGUGCGGAAAGGCCGCUCAGAUCCAACCGGAGAAAGGACUGCAGCACCAAUGGAUUACUAGAGAGAUAUCUAGUCUUCUGUUCCUGCAGCGUAGCUAUAGCUGUCCAUGGUGCAACAAUCGUCGACUCAACGAGGUGAUGCGCAAUAACGGCCGCGCUAUCUAUGCCCAUUCAUGGUUGACCGGGACCUACUUGCGCCUGGUGGAUGCAAAGGUGCUGUUAGAGCCGCAGGUCGCUCUAGAUGAUCAUAUUAUUGAUCAAGCCGUUUUCGCUAGCACUAAAGAGUGCAACAGCAGCAUGCAUGAUAAAUGGACCAGCAUUGCUGGCAGUCAGAUUCGCCUUCUCGGAAAGAUAGUGGCGGAGGAAAUCGGCAGACGAAUUUCAGAGGUUCCCUUGAAUAUUGAAUGGUAAAAAUGACACGAUGUAUCGUCCAAAUAAGAAGUAUCGAAGUCCGGUAUACACUUUGGAAGUGUGGGGAGAAAGAGUAUGGGUAUUCCGUCGAGUUGGAAGAGAUCUGGAAAGGAUCCUUCCGUAAAAGAUGUUCUUUAGCGAUUUCCAGCCCCUCUGAUAAGUCGAUUUCUUCGUCACCACUGAGAUCUCCAGUAACCCAUCGUAUGAAGGCCGUCAGGUAGGUAAGCCAAUAUGCGGGCUGCUCGCCGAGAAACCGGACAGACUAAUUUCGCAGGUGAAUGAGGCAGAGUCUGUGCAAAGUAUCAUCCGAACGAUUAUAGGCACCCCUGAUAUUGAGUAGCAGUGACCGGCAACAUUAGCGCCUAAGCCACGAGGCACUGAAAAAGGUCUCUUCUCGUCUCUUUGCAGGCACCUGCCAUCACCAUGAAUAACACCGAACAGCUU